Aspergillus ruber CBS 135680 is the source of this 1035-nucleotide messenger RNA. RefSeq lists its product as uncharacterized. The coding region runs from base 59 to 673 and encodes 204 amino acids. The transcript is spliced from 2 exons. The record is from RefSeq and is a predicted model, not a curated record. Lineage: Eukaryota; Fungi; Ascomycota; Eurotiomycetes; Eurotiales; Aspergillaceae.
GUCGAAUAAACCACAUUAAAAUUCCACUACCAGAAUCCUUUCACUCUUGAUAUUAACUAUGUCGGGCAUACUUCUCUUCUGCACGGCCCAAAUGCCGGCCUCGGUAGUCAAUCGUCUAAUGACCGACUGCACCAUUCCAUCCCUCGCAUCCAACAUCUUCAGUCUAGUUCGCGAUCCUGACCAGUCCACUCUCGACAAUCCAAAUUCCGACCCUCCUAUUGAAGAUUUCCAAACGGGCUUUAAAGGAUACUCCGACACCGACCUCCGACAAUAUGCCAAACAGCGCACUACCGAUCUCAGACGCCAGAGAAAUCACAGUCUAGUUGCGGAAUGGAUUGCAGUUCUGGAUCAGAGAUCCGUGGAAGAAGGGAAUGUUGUCAUGCAUCAUUUCAUGGAGAAGUCGGCGUGGGAAGACAUGUUGCAGGACGCAGAGCAGGAGGUGUGCAUCCCAGGCCAGGCGGAGGUAAAUGAGGCAGAGGACUCAAUAUGGUGGAAGUGGAGAGUGCCAUUUGUGUCGGCAUUUCAGCUCUGGAAUAGUGUGGAGAGUUUGGAAUGGGCGGGCCUUGAGUUGUACUCUAGGCCGGAGUAUUUGGGCGAGGAUGGGAUCGUGCAGACGCAUAUUCCGGAUCAGAUUGUGGGGGGGGAUUUAGUUGAUCCUAAGCAUGUGUUAUAGUGUGGAUAUGGUAGUUUUGCUUUGCCACUAGCUCUAAAACUCUGCAAGUGGAGUUAUGCUACCAGGAAAACGCUUGUCCACACGCGAGCCUUCUGCUUGAAUGCCAUUCAUCAUUCAAUGAUGGUCCAUCAGGUCGCUAUAUAUAGUUUGAAUAAAAACCAUAGAACUUGGCGGCGGCCGUAGGAUCCGGAGCCGCUCGAGAUGGCUUACGUUAUGCUCCAUUUAGACUUUUCUUGCUCUGCCAGCAGCUCCUGGGGUUGAACUUGAGGGUGCUGCUGUUGCGUAGAGCUAUCUUGAGCACCAACACUAUCCAGCGCCUCGAGCGGUUCCGGUUGGAACAGGGCCUCGAAAGUCUGGCUGUC